Daldinia caldariorum is the source of this 1468-nucleotide messenger RNA. RefSeq names its product derlin-2. Gene Ontology annotation, cellular component: endoplasmic reticulum membrane; Hrd1p ubiquitin ligase ERAD-L complex. The transcript is spliced from 2 exons. Gene Ontology annotation, molecular function: ubiquitin-specific protease binding; misfolded protein binding. The record is from RefSeq and is a predicted model, not a curated record. NCBI's taxonomy places the organism in Eukaryota, Fungi, Ascomycota, Sordariomycetes, Xylariales, Hypoxylaceae. Bases 269 to 1015 code for a protein of 248 amino acids. Gene Ontology annotation, biological process: endoplasmic reticulum unfolded protein response.
UAGUGAACAGAUCCGAUAAGGCCAGAUUAGCAGUGGGCUGAGGAGGCAAUCCCUCCAUCGACUUAAACCUACCUCCCUACAACAUCAAACUUCCCUUUGAAGGCUUUCUGUCUUUUUUUUUAUCCCCCUCUUGCUAUUCCAUCUUGUGAGGUAUUCUUUAGCGCAUACAUUUUCAUACUUUGUCCUUAUUACUGCGAAAACCAAAAGGUCUAACUAUAUCUAUUUAUCCUUGAUUCCCUACCCUGUACCGGACUUGUCGCAAUUCAGUAUGGAUCAAAUGAUUCCUGGUGAUGGGGGCCGAAACCCACUGGAGGCCUGGUUCUGGGAGAUGCCAAUUUGCACAAGGUGGUGGACAACGGCAACAGUUCUGACGAGCGCCCUGGUGCAAUGCCAAAUGGUAACUCCGUUUCAACUGUUCUAUAGCGUCCGCACCGUAUUCCAGAAGGGAGAGUAUUGGCGGCUAUUCACUACAUUCCUAUACUUUGGACCGUUCUCGUUCGAUCUCCUAUUUCACGUAUACUUCCUCCAACGCUACUCCCGGCUCCUCGAAGAGUCGUCUGGCAGAUCGCCAGCUCAUUUCUCCUGGCUGAUGGUGUACACCAUGGCUUUCCUUAUUGUCCUCUCUCCAUUCGUAUCGAUGCCAUUUCUAGGCCACCCUCUGUCAUCCACGCUAGUUUACAUCUGGUCACGACGAAACCCAGACACUCAGUUAAACUUUCUAGGCUUGCUUGUGUUCACUGCGCCGUACCUUCCUUGGGUAUUAAUGGGGUUCAGUCUUGUUAUGCACGGAACAGUACCCAAGGACGAGAUCAUGGGUGUUGUUAUCGGCCACAUCUGGUAUUUCUUCUCAGACGUAUACCCUCCGAUGCACAACGGCUCGCGACCUCUAGACCCGCCGAUGUGGUGGCGUCGACUCUUUGAAGGCCGACAGCAGAGGGACGAGACAGCCGAUGCGAUUAAUAACGAAUUCGCAGUGGCAGGAGGUCCAGAACUUGCGGCCGCAGAUUUGCGAUAAAGCAUGAACGCAAUUUGAUUCCAAUAGCACAUUAGGUGGCUAUCAUCCACUCAUUUAUGGCGUUUCAGGUCAAAUUCCAAUGGCAUUGCGGUUGCAGCGGCGUUAUACAAGGAACAAUACGGUGGCGUUGAAGGGUGAUGAAGGAUAAACAUAUAAAUAACAAUGGAGGUGAUGAUUCUUCUGUACAUACAUAUUAUCCUUCCUACCGACUCAUCGAAAGACACUCUAUCUAUACGUGGACUUACUUGUUAACUUACCUAAAAUAGUGUUUUAUAAGGACUUUGAGUUAGACCUAGCGAAGUAAUAUGAAUAUCUCGUCAACCUUUUAAUAUUCACAUCAUGUACUAUGUGUCUUCUUUAUCAUGCAAGCUUAAGGUUUCUAUAUCCGUUCAAGCCUACCUUAGGUUGGGUUAGGUACCUCAGGUAGAUUUAGAAUCCAACUGCAUUUCGGGA